Aedes aegypti (yellow fever mosquito) is the source of this 923-nucleotide messenger RNA. RefSeq lists its product as uncharacterized. Lineage: Eukaryota; Metazoa; Arthropoda; Insecta; Diptera; Culicidae. The record is from RefSeq and is a predicted model, not a curated record. The transcript is spliced from 2 exons. The coding region runs from base 48 to 902 and encodes 284 amino acids.
GUUUUUUAACAGUUAUCGAUCAACACUAAAAUCAAUAAAAACAAAAAAUGGCUUCUAAAAUUCCAAUCAAAAUACAGAAACUAAACAAAAAGCCUGACAAAAAAGCAAAACCAUCGAAACCUGCUAAAACGGUUAAAUCUGCCUCCCGAUUAUGGUGCUACUUUAGCAAACGACAACCAGAAGCAACCGAUAUGCUAGAUGAAAAGAUGAGGAAGAACCUUCACCAGCCUGGUCAAAUCCCAACCUAUCUAGGAGAACGAAGUCAAACUUUUAUCAAAGAGAAGGAAUCGAAAAGUUCAUCAGAAAAUUUGCUGCCGGUCAUUGUUCCCGGGUCAAGCACAGAAUUGAAAAUCGGCGAUUCUCAUGACUUCGAUGAAGGUGUCAAAACUCCUAACUCAGAGAAAGUCCUACAGAAGUCGGUUCAGUGUGGUGAUGGAAGUUCACAAGCCCAUGCUAUUCAAUCUGUUCUUGAUAAAUUUUCCGCUGAACACCAGAAAGAUCUUGAAAGAUGUGCAGAUUCUCGGAAACAACUUGAGCAGCAGCUCGAGGAGCUCAAGCAGAUGAUUCAUAAGCAAACGGUUACAACACAUCCUUCCGGAGAUAUUCAGAGUGACAGUUUGCUUCCAUACUUGAAUAUGUUUCUACAAUGCAUCUCCUCUAAUGGUAUGAAUGGUUCUCCCAAGAACGACCGUUAUCAUCAAAAACUGGAAGAAGAGGUUCAAAAUCUGCUUUCUACCAUUGGACACUUGGAUUUCAAGAGUGCUCAGUAUCGAAACUUGAUUCAUACUAGGAAAGCUCAGAUGGUACGAUAUAGGAAACAAGUCGAACAAUUGCAAUUCCACGCACGGAAAUGCCGUGAACAGAACAAAUUCCUGAAACAAAAGUUAAAAAAUUUGAAAUAGACGAAACUCAAAGAAAACUAA